AUGGCGGAGCGCGACGAGUCCUACCGCGGCCGCGGAAGCGCCCCGGAGUCCCCCGUCGGCGCGCGCGAGUCCCCGCGCGCGAGGGACGCGAACGUCGGAUCGGACAACGAGGGCGAAUUCGACGACGACGAAGACAGGACGUUCGACUCCGCGGACUUCGACGAGCGCGACGGCGGGUUUCGAGACUCGGACACGGACACGGACUCCGAGGCGGCCGGCGGCGGCGCCGGCGUCCUCGGGUGCGUGUCCUACCUCUGGAUGCUCGUCGCGAUGGGGAUAUUCGCGUACCUCAUCGUGACGGUGCAGUCGCAGGCGGACGUGAUCAAGACCAUGCAGCGGAAAGUGGCGACGAUGGAGCAGCGUUUGGGGCUGUCGCCGAUGAUGACCGCGUCGGAGCUGUGA
Molecule: messenger RNA, 402 nt
Organism: Micromonas pusilla CCMP1545
Lineage: Eukaryota; Viridiplantae; Chlorophyta; Mamiellophyceae; Mamiellales; Mamiellaceae
Exons: 1
Coding region: 1-402 (133 amino acids)
Source: RefSeq, a predicted model, not a curated record